Molecule: messenger RNA, 276 nt
Organism: Fonticula alba
Lineage: Eukaryota; Rotosphaerida; Fonticulaceae
Exons: 1
Coding region: 1-276 (91 amino acids)
Source: RefSeq, a predicted model, not a curated record
AUGAAGGGCUUCCAGCUUGGCAACCUCCUGGUCGCCGCCAUCGUCGGCGUUGCCUCCGGCGUCUACAUCUUCGACCCGCCUCUCCGGCAGUUUGGCGACAACUAUCGGCCAGCUCACAUCGAGGCCAUGAAGAAGGAAAUCGCCGAGCUGGAGUCCCAGGGCCUCGGCCAGGACCUCCCCCCGCUGCCAGACUUCGGCCCGGAUCGCGAGCAGCUCCUCUCGGCGCGCAAAAAUGCCGCUGCUGCCGCUGCUGCCUCCCCAAGCGACGGGCAGUGA